GGUGAGCUUCAUCCUAUAUGGAAUCGAUUCUUUCUUCAUCACCUUCGUCCACAAUCUUCUCUACUCUUUAGCAGACUCUGGUAGUCGCUUUUUCCAUCAACAAGUUCUUCUAUCCCUGAUUGCCUUCGAGCAACAAAGUCAUUCGUUAAGACCUUUUAUCCUUCGUCACCACUACAAAACUUCAUCAAGAUGUAUAUCUCCACCGCUACUCUUUCCUCCAUCGUCCUUGCGGCUUCUCUGGCCUCUGCUACCCCUGGCCAUGUCAAGAGAGCUGAUGCCUACGCUCAGUGCGGUGGCCAAGGCUUCACCGGUGCCUCUACCUGUGUUGCUGGAUACCACUGUGCCGAGUCCAAUGCAUGGUACUCCCAGUGUCUCCCUGGAUCCGGCUCCGCUCCUGCUGCCAGCUCUAUCGCUGCUGCCGUCCAGACCACUUCUGCCGCUACCAAGGCCCCUGUCUCUACCAGCAACAAAGCAUCUGCUGCUCAGCCUUCUGACAGCUUGAACAAGCUCUUCCAGGCCAAGGGCAAAAAGUACUUCGGUACCGCCGCUGACCAGGGCACUCUUAGCAACGCUCAGACCGCCGCCAUUGUCAAGGCCGACUUUGGCCAAGUCACCCCCGAGAACAGCAUGAAGUGGGAUGCCACCGAGUCCUCCAACGGAAACUUCAACUUCAACGGUGGUGACUACCUCGUCAACUUUGCCUCCCAGAACGGUCAGCUCGUCCGUGGCCACACCCUUGUCUGGUACUCCCAACUUCCCCAAUGGGUUCAGCAGAUCACCGACAAGACCCAACUCACCAACGUGAUGAAGAACCAUAUCAACAAGGUCAUGGGCCACUUCAAGGGUAAGAUCUACGCCUGGGACGUCGUCAACGAGGCCUUCAACGAGGACGGCACUCUCCGCCAAAACGUAUUCAUGAAGGUUCUCGGUGAAGACUACAUCAGAAUUGCCUUUGAGACCGCCCGCGCCGCCGACCCCAACGCCAAGCUCUACAUCAACGACUACAACCUCGACUCUGCCUCCUACUCCAAGACCACCGGCUUCAUCGCCCACGUCAAGAAGUGGAGAGCCGCUGGUAUCCCCAUCGAUGGUGUUGGUUCUCAAACCCAUCUCGGCAAGUCCGGCAGCUUCAACAACCCUGACAAUGUCCCUGCUGCUUUCAAGGCUGUUUGCGCCGCUGCCCCUGAGUGUGCCAUGACUGAACUUGAUCUUGCAGGUGCUGAUUCUGGCUCUUACGUCAAGGUUGUCAAUGCUUGUGUUCAGACUAGCAACUGUGUUGGUAUCACCGAGUGGGGCGUUUCUGACUCUCAGUCUUGGAGAAAGAGUGAUAGCCCUCUGCUUUUUGACUCCAACUUCCAGAAGAAGGCUGCUUACACUGCUAUUGUCAACGCUCUUAAGUAAGAGUGCUUUCCGACAUUGUCCGUCUUGGGUUCUUUGGAGGAGAUGUUUACAGAUUCUUGUUCGUCAGGAUUUGAGUGUGAAAUGAGAUAGCAACGUUAUUGAGAGAGUGCGGUUAUUUUGUGG
Molecule: messenger RNA, 1524 nt
Organism: Aureobasidium subglaciale EXF-2481
Lineage: Eukaryota; Fungi; Ascomycota; Dothideomycetes; Dothideales; Saccotheciaceae
Product: glycoside hydrolase family 10 protein
Exons: 1
Coding region: 190-1401 (403 amino acids)
Biological process (GO): carbohydrate metabolic process
Cellular component (GO): extracellular region
Molecular function (GO): hydrolase activity, hydrolyzing O-glycosyl compounds; cellulose binding
Source: RefSeq, a predicted model, not a curated record